Lineus longissimus is the source of this 1338-nucleotide messenger RNA. RefSeq lists its product as uncharacterized. The coding region runs from base 1 to 1338 and encodes 445 amino acids. Lineage: Eukaryota; Metazoa; Nemertea; Pilidiophora; Heteronemertea; Lineidae. The transcript has a single exon. Gene Ontology annotation, molecular function: nucleic acid binding. The record is from RefSeq and is a predicted model, not a curated record. Gene Ontology annotation, biological process: DNA integration.
AUGGACCUGCAUACCUACGCCUACCUUCGAGCUCUUUGCCAGAGACACCAAGCAAUGUUCGAACAGAUCAUGAAGACCGAACUGAAAACGUAUCACAUUCGAAACGCCAAGGUCCUUGCACUGAACAUUGUUGCUGUAGAACCCAUCAUUGAUCCUACCAAAUUCUCAAGCUGGACACGUCUUGUCAUGGUUACAGCACGCAUCCUAUCGUUGAAGAAUUUGCCAAAGCAUCAAUGGUUAAAGCAGUUGAUGACGAGGAGCGCAGCAUGGCCAUCGAUGAGGAGAAUCAAAGAAGCUGAACUAUACUGGACCCGCUACGCUCAACAAGGCUUAGAUUUUGACCAGAGAAGCAUAAUGAAGCUCAACCCGUUUUUAGACGGCACUGCUCAAGUCUACCGCGUUGGUGGUCGGAUCGAUAAGGCACCAAUUUCAUACGAUAUGAGACACCCGUACCUUCUACCAAAAUCGAGUCACAUCUCUCUCCUCAUAACUCGCGAAAGACAUCGACACGCCUGCCACAGAGGACAGAUCAAGACAGUUGCUGAGAUACGUAAAACCCACUGGAUCAUCAGAGACGUCAAGUUGGCGAAGGUAACCAUACGAGAUUGCAAGAUCUGCAUUCGCAACCGAGGGAAGGUACUCCAAAAGCAGAUGGCUGACUUACCGUUCUACAGAGUGAGACCAUUCACUCCAGCAUUUCAUGUCAUGCUAGUUGACUAUCUCGGCCCUGUUAUCGUCAAGGUCAACUGUAACACAGUAUCGAAGGGAUAUGGCGCUGUCUUCACUUGCGCUACUGUACGAGCUGUCCACCUCACCUGCGUUCAGGACUUGACUACCGAGGCUUUCCAGCAAGCAUUGGAACGAUUUGUUAGCAUCCGAGGAGCCCCGGCCAAGAUGAUCAGUGACAACGCCACAUGUUUCCGAGGAGCCAAUAAGGAAACUCGGCAGCUCCAUCUCCAAUUAGAUGAAGACAAAGUACGUGAAGCCAGCCUAAAGUUCCGAAUUGAAUGGAAAUUUGGUCCACCCGAUGGCCCUCACCGCCAGGGGGCUGUUGAGAGAAUGGUACAGGAAGUCAAGCGCGCCAUGAAGACGAUGGUCAAUUCCGACAAACUCACAUUUGUGGAAUGGGAAACAAUGUUCGCACAGAUUUCUGCCUUGAUAAACUGUCGUCCUCUAACUGCCGUAUCAUCGUCACCAGUCGAUGAUCAGCCUGUCACGCCAAACCACUUUCUCAUCGGUAGAGGAGAACUACAGUCGCCACAAGUGCCAUGCAAGCCUUUUACCGGAAACCAUCACAAACGUCGCCAGCUUUGCAACAACAUGGUAGACAACUACUGA